UUUCACGUGGCUUAUAGAGGAGAGCUGAGCCGCCACAACAGUCAGUCCGGUGCUGCAGCAGCAGGGAGACAACAUCAGCAUCAGUAUGGCUGUGGAGAUGGAGCCCGCGGAUGUGAUCCGCCUGAUAAUGCAGUACCUCAAAGAGAACAACCUCUACCGGACGCUGACCACAUUACAGGAGGAAACCACCGUCUCCCUCAACACAGUGGAAAGCAUCGAAAGCUUUAUUGCAGAUAUAAACAAGGGUCACUGGGACUCUGUCCUGCUGGCUAUUGAAUCUCUCAAGUUGCCUGACAACAUACUUAUUGACCUUUAUGAGCAGGUUGUUAUGGAGCUCAUUGAAAUGAGGGAGGUGGGCGCAGCUCGCUCGCUCCUCAGGCAAACCGACCCGAUGAUCAUGUUGAAGCAGACCCAGCCAGAAAGGUACGGCCACCUGGAGAACCUGCUAACCUGCUCCUACUUUGACCCUCGUGAGGCGUACCCAAAAGGAAGCAGCAAGGAGAAGCGGCGCAGAGCCAUAGCUGAGUCUCUGGUGAGGGAGGUCAGCGUGGUGCCCCCCUCCCGCCUCAUAGGACUCCUGGAACAAGUCGGUUCUAUGAAACUACAGCAGUAUACAGAUCACCUCUCCCCUGAUAUGACCAUUGAUACAUCUGCCAGCAAAGAGAAAUAUGUGGAGAAAGAGACCUUUCCAAACCAGCUGUAUCGCCACAUCAAGUUUGGGCGGCGGUCGCACGUGGAAUGUGCCCGUUUCUCACCCGAUGGAAAGUAUUUAAUUACGGGGUCAGUAGAUGGCUUUAUUGAGGUCUGGAACUUCAACAGUGGAAAAAUUAGCAAGGAUUUAAAAUAUCAGGCCCAAGACAGCUUCAUGAUGAUGGAUGAUGCUGUGCUGUGUAUGUGCUUCAGUCAGGAUACAGAUCUACUGGCUACUGGAGCUCAAAAUGGCAAAAUAAAGGUGUGGAAGAUCCAGAGUGGCUUGUGUUUGCGUAGGUUUGAGCAUGCUCACAACAAAGGCGUGGCUUGUCUGGGCUUUUCCAAAGACGGCAACCAGAUCCUCAGUGCCUCCUUCGACCACACCAUCAGAGUCCAUGAGCUGAAGUCAGGCAAGACGCUAAAGGAGUUAAGUGGCCAUUCAUCAUUCGUAAACGAUGCGUUCUUCACUCAAGAUGGAUUUCACAUCAUCAGCGCCUCAUCAGAUGGCACUGUGAAGAUUUGGAACACAAAGUCCUGUGAGUGCAUCCACACUUUUAAAUGUCUGUCGAGGACACUGGAUGUCCCCGUCAACAACGUGAUCCCUCUCCCCCAAAAUCCAGAGCACUUUGUGGUUUGUAACCACUCCAACGCUGUGGUCGUCAUGAGCAUGCAUGGCCAGACUGUGAAGACCUUCAGUUCAGACAGAAAAGGAGCAGACUUUGUGUGUUGCACCCUGUCACCCCGCGGGGAGUGGAUUUACUGUGUGGGGGAGGACUUAGUGCUCUACUGCUUCAGCUAUACAACAGGAAGGCUGGAGAAAACGCUGACUGUUCACGAGAAAGACGUAAUUGGCAUCACUCACCACCCACAUGAGAAUCUGAUUGCCACGUACAGUGAAGACGGUCUGCUGAGGCUAUGGAAGCCUUAAAGUGUCACCUGCAUUAUAUUGUGGAGGACCUACACAGCUGUUGACAUGGUGUAUUAAAAUCUAUUUGUGCCAUGAAAAUGCUUUGAAAAAACAAUCAAUGAAUAUGAAAAACCACCUUUAAAUUAUAAAUAAAUUUACCAAUCAAAGUUUUUCCCCCCACUUUAAAGGAUUCUGUAUGUUGGUUUCUUUUUUUUAAAUUCCUUGUGGAAAAUUUAAGGUAAGAAUGCCAAUAUUCAUGUUUUCUUUAAGUCAGCAAAUUCUCAACAAAAAAAUAAUCUAAAGCAGCUGCACUUUAAACAUGUUUUUUCCUUCCAUAUUUUGAUUUAUUUAUUUAUGGGGUAAUCUAUUUGUAAUUCAUUAGCAUUUGCAACGCUGUUUAGGUCCUCCAUACCUUACACCUUCUUCCUCAUGAAUCCAACUUCACCAGUUUGAAUCCCCAUUUUCAUCUCUUCUGUCUUUAUUAGACAUGAAAAUGCAUGAUGGUGAACUGUUGUGAAAAUAGUUAUAAUAGAAAUCGCCUCUUGUUUGGGCAUAAACAAACAAUAUCAGGUAUAUGAUUGAUUUGCUUUGGUUUAUAAUAAUGUUUUUUUAUUCUUAAUUUUUAGAUUUUAUCCAAAUAACGAUUCUGAUGUCAUGAUUUAUUUGUUCUCUGCGUUCCCUGCAUGCUACCUCAGUGCACUGCCUACAUGUCUCUACAGUAAUUUUUGUAGUCCUUUAAAAUAUGCAUGAUGACUGAUAACCCUGUACAGAGCUCCAGUGACACAUUCUGUAUCCUGUGCAUAAACAACAAAUGUAUUUUACACAUUUAUUGUCUUGUGUCUGAUGUUCCUGUGCAUAGAUAGGUACAUAUACCUGCAACAGACUCCCUCUAGCGGUAACUGUUCGUACUACCUGGUACUGUCGUCAUUUAUCACUGCGAGAUAUUGUUUAGCAACUAAAUUAUUUAUUUUUGGUAUAUUCAUUAUGCUGUACAUAACAUCUCCAACCACAUGACAAAUGAUAAUAAAAUUCAAAAUCUGGUGUUUCUGUUAUUUCAUAAUAAUACGCUUUAGUGCUAGAUUUGUUCGACAUGGCAAUUUAUCCAAGUACUGCAUCUGCAACAUUUUUUUUUUUUUUAAAGGGCAGUUAAUUUGAAUCUUUU
Messenger RNA from Pelmatolapia mariae (spotted tilapia), 2759 nucleotides. Its product is annotated as WD40 repeat-containing protein SMU1-like. Gene Ontology annotation, cellular component: precatalytic spliceosome. The record is from RefSeq and is a predicted model, not a curated record. Lineage: Eukaryota; Metazoa; Chordata; Actinopteri; Cichliformes; Cichlidae. Gene Ontology annotation, biological process: mRNA splicing, via spliceosome. The transcript has 12 exons. Gene Ontology annotation, molecular function: protein binding. Bases 86 to 1618 code for a protein of 510 amino acids.